Talaromyces stipitatus ATCC 10500 is the source of this 2028-nucleotide messenger RNA. Its product is annotated as high osmolarity glycerol pathway protein Nbp2, putative. Bases 720 to 1958 code for a protein of 412 amino acids. The transcript has a single exon. Gene Ontology annotation, molecular function: protein binding. The record is from RefSeq and is a predicted model, not a curated record. NCBI's taxonomy places the organism in Eukaryota, Fungi, Ascomycota, Eurotiomycetes, Eurotiales, Trichocomaceae.
ACCAUUACCUUGUCUAUUAUUCUACAAAUAUCCUUCCUUAUUUACACAUUAUUACUACACAGCCAUCAACUUAGAAUCAACUGUCGUCCCCUCUUUCCUCUAUCAAGUGGACUGACCGCUUUGCUAUAAUUAGCAAUCCAAUUUCAUGCACCUAAUCAACAACUAAACUACCCCCGUUUUCCAUUCGACAAUCCUUGUGGCGGCACAAUAAUAUCCAAUAAUCAUCAUAAUAAUCCAUCUCUCCAACUGCGCCCUCUUUUCUGGCUUCUGCUUGAAAAAAAAAGAAAACAUAUCAAGGAUUUGUUUCGUUUUAUCAUCCUUUCUUCUUCUUUUUAGUCUGCUUGUCUUUUGAUAUUUUCUAGUUUUGGCCUCCACUCUGCCCAGACAGAGCGCGCUGUUUGCAUUUCUCGCAAGGCUACGACUGCGCUGGUCGUGUCAGCUGUUCAUUUCUUCGUGUAUAUCACGUCUCUCUUUUUUUUUCCCCUGGUUUCUUGUCAGCUUGGAUAAAAGGUGGAAAGAAGGGGCUUCGAGAUUUGGGAUCUGCACAACGACAGAAUAGACGGCGUGUGAGAGCGCUUCAUUGCGACUAGUCAUUCACUGCAUGGUGACAUUCUGUGGACGGUUCGAUAUGCAAUUCGCGAUUGAAGUGGAGGAUCCUUAUUAGCAUCGUCGUUCUACUCCUUUUUAUUCCCGGGCGAUUCGAAUCGCAAGUCACCACUAUGGCGACAGCAACGACUACCUCGCCCCAGCUCAACGCUACCGGCAGUCGUGCUGUGAAUCCUGCCCUUCCCCCCGUUGCUACCGAUACACCUUCUAGACUCCCACCUAUGCGACGCAUAUCAUCCAGCGCCAGAGAACGUUUAUCGGUCUACUCGAACGUAUCACAAACCUCUCAACAUCGAUCGCGGCCCGUUUCGCAUGUCUUCCCGCUCUUCCAUUCAAGCCUGCCGUAUACCUUAGUGCGCGACUUCGCCUAUCCGCCUAUACAUCCUUUACACUACGGUCCAUUACCAGUUCCCUCGCGAGCCUCUACUCCUGCCAGCGAGAGCAGACGUUUAUCUGAUCCACAGAUCGGGUUGUGGGAACCGUCGCGCCAUUCAUGGUCUUCGAAUAGCGGAGCAUCUGAUUCGCAUGGGCAACAACUACCCGCCGUAUCGUUUGGUGAUGGACCGCCGUAUAGUGAAGAUGAGGAUUUGCACAGUCCUAUCAUCACAUCACGCUAUCGCAAGCACAAGUCCGUACAUACGUUUGGAGACACAGGGAGAGGUUUUGGCGAUAGUGGCCGUGCGGGUGGUGUAUUGAAUAGUCAGAGUGACCGUGGCACCCUGGUAGCUGUCAACGGCGACGGCAGUGAGACUUAUUAUGUUCAAGGCGAUCAGGAUGCAAGCGAUGGUCCUGGGGGUGAAUACAUAACAUACCCGGCCGGCGAAAGCAGCUAUUCCCAAUACGCCUACGGGAACUACGGUGGGACCGGAGUUGGUGCCGGCGGAGAAGGUACACAAGGAUCAGGCCAUGAUGGUGGGGAUUAUGUAUAUGAGGAUGAUUAUUCAGACAGAUAUUCGCGGGACUAUCACUUUUCUAUUGGGUCACCGGACGAGGAAAUGCAUGGCAAAGCGGUUGCGCUAUUUGACUUUACGCGCGAGCAUGAGAAUGAACUCCCCUUGAAAGAAGGGCAAGUGAUUUUGGUAUCUUACAGACAUGGUCAAGGCUGGCUUGUUGCAGAGGAUCCAAGGACGGGAGAAUCCGGGCUGGUGCCGGAGGAAUUCGUACGAUUGGUGCGUGAUAUUGAAGGAGGUCUUAGCUCUUUGAAUGGAGCAUUGUCGUCUGGUCCAAACGAAGCACAGUCAAACAAUACGAUAACGACAGGGAGUUCGAAUACGGCAGGAGAAACAACACCAACGAAUGGAAAUAAUCAAGGCGAAAUAUUGGAAGAGCGGACAGAAGAGAAAAGCUCUUAAUCAGAUAGAGAAUGAGAGUACGAUUGAUGAGUUUGGAUAUCUAUGCCGACAUGCUCAAGGUCUAUAUUUA